Molecule: messenger RNA, 936 nt
Organism: Equus quagga
Lineage: Eukaryota; Metazoa; Chordata; Mammalia; Perissodactyla; Equidae
Gene: NDUFS7
Product: NADH:ubiquinone oxidoreductase core subunit S7
Exons: 8
Coding region: 201-851 (216 amino acids)
Biological process (GO): mitochondrial respiratory chain complex I assembly; electron transport coupled proton transport; aerobic respiration
Molecular function (GO): quinone binding; 4 iron, 4 sulfur cluster binding; NADH dehydrogenase (ubiquinone) activity
Source: RefSeq, a predicted model, not a curated record
UUUUGCCGGGGCGCCGCCCUCGCACCCCCACAUCCUUCUAUCUCGCGUGGGGUGUCCGGGUGAGGCGUCCCCGGCAGCGGAACGCCCCGGACCCCGGUUCCGGUUUCCGCGCAGCCGCCGAGCCGCUUUGGGCGAAGGCCCGAGGACCCGGAGCGCUAAGGCGGACGGACCGCAGAGGUUGUCUGAAGGCCGAGGCCAAGAUGGCGGCGCUGGCGGCUCCCGGCCUGCUCCGCCCGAUCCUUGCCCUGCGCUCUGGCGUGGGCGCCGCUUUGCAGACGCGAGAUGUCCAUGCGAGCGUGGCCACCGAGGGCCCGAGCAGCACCCAGCCAGCCAUGUCCAAGGCCGGAGCCGUGGUCCCCAAACCCACCGCGCUUCCCAGCAGCCGGGGAGAGUAUGUGGUGACCAAGCUGGACGACCUCAUCAACUGGGCCCGCCGGAGCUCCCUGUGGCCCAUGACCUUCGGCCUGGCCUGCUGUGCCGUGGAGAUGAUGCACAUGGCGGCGCCCCGCUAUGACAUGGACCGCUUCGGCGUGGUCUUCCGCGCCAGCCCACGCCAGUCCGACGUGAUGAUCGUGGCGGGGACGCUCACCAACAAGAUGGCCCCCGCGCUCCGAAAGGUCUAUGACCAGAUGCCGGAGCCUCGGUAUGUCGUGUCCAUGGGGAGCUGUGCCAACGGUGGCGGCUACUACCACUACUCGUACUCCGUCGUGAGGGGCUGUGACCGCAUCGUGCCCGUGGACAUCUAUGUCCCAGGCUGCCCGCCCACGGCCGAGGCCCUGCUGUACGGCAUCCUGCAGCUGCAGAGGAAGAUCAAGCGGGAGAAGAGGCUCCGUAUCUGGUACCGCAGGUAGCACCCGCCCGGCCGGCCUCCCGCCGCGCCUGCCACCUCGCCAUCCCGCCAGAGAGAUGCUCAAUAAACCGGACAAUGCCAUCGGC